Callorhinchus milii (elephant shark) is the source of this 2123-nucleotide messenger RNA. It is a transcript of the gene fbxo9, whose product is annotated as F-box protein 9. Gene Ontology annotation, cellular component: SCF ubiquitin ligase complex. Gene Ontology annotation, molecular function: protein binding. The coding region runs from base 307 to 1539 and encodes 410 amino acids. Gene Ontology annotation, biological process: SCF-dependent proteasomal ubiquitin-dependent protein catabolic process. The record is from RefSeq and is a predicted model, not a curated record. Lineage: Eukaryota; Metazoa; Chordata; Chondrichthyes; Chimaeriformes; Callorhinchidae. The transcript has 12 exons.
CUCCUCCAGACACCGACACCGUCGUCUGGUCGCCGGGGCUUCCAGUGCUUUCGAAAUGGCUGCCGUCCGGCGAGCGCGUAUCUUUUUGGCUUGUGUCGUCCGCUUCUCCGACCGCGAACUGCAGUAAUCUGAAUUAGGAAAUAUAUAUAUAUAUACAUAUUUUUUUUUGCUUCCCCCCCUUCUCUCUCUCUCUCUCCGGUGUCGUCGUCGUCGGGUGUGUUGGUCGUUUGAUUUUCAUGCACUUUUACUCAAAUAAGAGAGCGACGAUAUCUCUUCGGUGCUGGAAGUCGACAGGCAGCUAAAAGCAUGGAGGAACUCAGUGUGUUUAGAGCUCAAUGGAUGUCCGAACUGAAUCCAAGUGCAGGAUCACAUGGGUCAGAUAUAGAGCCCGGUAAAGUCUCUAUCAGAGGACUUUCUUCAAAAUCAUCAGAUACCAAAGGAAAACAGGAAAUUGCUCGUGAAGAAAAGGCCAAAGAACUGUUCCUGAAGGCUGUUGAACAAGAACAAAAUGGAGCAGUCUAUGAAGCCAUCAAGUACUAUCGGAGGGCUAUGCAGCUUGUACCUGACAUUGAAUUCAAGAUCACUUACACUCGUACUCCUGAAAGUGAUGGGAGUGGAAAAGCUUACAAAGAGGAUAAAGGGAAAGCCAGUGAAAUAACUGAUCUGUUGCCCUACUUUCAACAGCAGCUCACCUUGCAGGACUCUCCGCUCAAAAUUUGUCAACCGGAGUUUGAAGUGAACCAGAUGCACAUUUCAGGGCUCCCUCUUGAAGUCCUGGUGUAUAUAUUUCGAUGGGUAGUGUCGGGUGACUUGGACUUAAGAUCCUUAGAGCAACUGUCUUUGGUCUGUCGAGGAUUUUACAUUUGUGCAAGAGAUCCUGAAAUCUGGCAUUUAGCCUGCCUGAAGGUUUGGGGUAGAAGCUGCAGUAAACUGCAGUAUGCCUCUUGGAGACAGAUGUUUCUGGAAAGACCUCGUGUCCGAUUUGAUGGUGUGUAUAUCAACAAGACGACCUACAUACGUCAAGGGGAAGAAUCUCUGGAUGGUUUCUACAGGGCUUGGCAUCAGGUGGAAUAUUAUAGGUACCUGCGAUUUUUCGCAGAUGGGCAGGCAAUGAUGCUGACUACACCCGAGGAUCCUCAAACUGUAGUCCCCCGUCUAUGCACCAGGAAUCCAAGAAUUGAUGCUGUCCUCUUUGGUCAUUAUCGUCUGUCACCAGAAACCGAUAAUCAAACCAAAGUCUUUGUUGUUCUGGCUAAGAAGAAGGAGGAGCAGAAGCUGCCAGAGUAUCAGAAAAACAGAUAUUACCGUCGUUCUAGUCCUGCUGCUGAAACUGAACACAAUUUUCACGUGGGAUUACAACUCUGUCCCAGUGGUCGACAACGAUUUAACAAGCUGAUCUGGCUUCAUCAUUCAUGCCACAUUACCUACAAAUCAACUGGUGAAACUGUUGUGACUGCAUUUGACAUCGAUAAGAUGUACACGCCAUUGUUCUUUGCUCGUGUGAAGAGCUUUACAGCGUUUGCAGAAACCCCUCUUUAAUUUCAUUUGGUUAACCAUUUAGUUCAGAUUCAUGGCAAAGCACUUUGAUUUUCAAUCGUUUUGCAUGAGUGCAAUGAUGCAAGUUUAAUAAUGACCGGACAAUGUUGCCUUGGAUUUGUAUAGGACAUGGCUCAAUCAGUGUGUAGUUUUAACAAUUGUUGAAUGGCAAGAAAAAUGUCAGAAUUAUUUAGUUACAUAAAGUCACUGACUCAUAUUUUAAAGUGAUCUAUGUAAGGGAGUUUUGCAAUAUCUCCAUUGAGCCUGAGAAAGCUUAAAUAUUUGGCUUAAAUAAUAACAUGUCAUUUUAUGAGCUAUCCUUGGUAGCGUUGUUUAAAUUUACGGAUAAUGUAUUGUUAUUGUCAGAAUUUUUGCACAGGUUUACCGAUGUAAACUUGUGUGAGCUGGCUACUUUGUACUAUAAAUAGAUUCAUUCACAUCAUCGGUGACAUCGCAGGAAGAUGAACAUGGUCCCUUCAUACCUUCUGACGUAAAUGCUUUUACAAAUUUAGAGAUUUUUUUAUUUACUCAAUCUGAAAAAUUAUUCAAUGGGUAACGAGGUAAAUAAAUGUUUUCUUCCAAUUGUC